AUGGAGAGCGUUCAGAAGCCGACCGUGAUAUUUGUGCUGGGUGGACCCGGCUCGGGCAAGGGCACCAACUGCGCCCGCAUUGUGGAGGACUUUGGAUUCGUCCAUCUGUCCGCCGGUGACCUGCUGCGCGAGGAGCAGGCCAGCGGUUCGCAGCAUGGUGAGAUGAUCAAGAGCAUGAUCAAGGAGGGCAAGAUCGUGCCUUCGGAGGUCACCGUGACCCUCCUCGAGAACGCCAUGGAGAGGAGCGCCACCAAGAAGUUCCUCAUCGAUGGCUUCCCCAGAAACGAGGAGAACAACCAGUCCUGGGAGCGCCAGGUGGCCCCCAAGGUCAACUUCGAGUUCGUCCUCGUGCUCGACUGCCCCGAGCAGGUCCUCGAGGAGCGUCUUCUCAAGCGAGGCCAGGACUCUGGUCGUGCUGACGACAACCUGGAGAGCAUCAGGAAGCGCUUCCGCACGUUCCAGGAGCAGACCCAGCUGGUGCUGGACCACUACGGCAAGCAGGGCAAGGUGCGCACCAUCGAUUCCAACAGGGAGCCCGCUGCGGUCUACGCCGACAUCCAGCAGCUCUUCGGCUCGCUAUAA
Molecule: messenger RNA, 582 nt
Organism: Acanthamoeba castellanii str. Neff
Lineage: Eukaryota; Discosea; Longamoebia; Acanthamoebidae
Product: cytidylate kinase
Exons: 2
Coding region: 1-582 (193 amino acids)
Biological process (GO): CDP biosynthetic process; UDP biosynthetic process; 'de novo' pyrimidine nucleobase biosynthetic process
Cellular component (GO): nucleus; cytoplasm
Molecular function (GO): ATP binding; UMP kinase activity
Source: RefSeq, a predicted model, not a curated record